CUGUGCACUGUGAUAUUGAAAACACAAAUUUUUGCCAUGCACUUAUGAUAUCUUGCAGCUUAAAUGCUUGCAAGCGAAGAGCUAGAAAUUAUUCAAAUCUUCUACAGUAACUGCUUCUAAAAAUGCAAUUGAGUCAACUUAAAAUAAGACAGAAAUGAAUAUAAAUCAUGUCUGAAAUGAUCACAAAACAUCACAGACAUUCAAGCACUAUACAGUAAUAUCUCUUUAUAAACUCUUUAUCAAUCCUAUGAUAGGUGUGGAUGUUGGUUUCAGUGUGUGCCUGCAUGUGUUAAGUGGCUUAGCGUCAUCUGGUCAUUUCAUGGAUGAGUGACUGUGCAUACAAGACCCUUUACCCGGUAAACCAUAGUUCUUCCAAACAAUACAAGGAAACUGUUGGAAGACUCAAUGCUUUACUUAGUGCUUUGAAAUAACAUUAGCAAAAAGUCUCAACAUCUCCAGGUCUCAGUAAAUAAUAGUUACUCUCUCCUAAACAAAUCACUGAGGGUUUAGUAUCAUCUGUCUUCCACCAAUGACUGAUUUUAUGAUAGCAAUUACUCCCCCAUACAACAGAAAAAAAACUUGUUUACCCUUGGUAACCAAUAAUGAUCCUGUACAACAAAUCAGUCUUUAGGGCACUUAUGUAACAUUCCCUGUUAACCCAAAUACAACCAAUCUGCCAAUCAAUACCAUAAACGUGGAAAACAAGAAGUUCAGAGGUUUCCUGGUAACGCAUUAAAAGAGAGCCCCGCCUACUACUAUCAUCUUUCUUUACAACAAUAAUCAUAUUUGAGAAAAGGCUUAGGAGAAAUGUGGUCGCCAAUAUAGAGCUUUGAAAUCCAGGAUAUCUUUGAACAAAGUCUUGGAACAGUCAAACAGAAGAACUGAAAUGCAUGGGAAAAGUAUUGAAAUUGUGUGUUGGUGAAUGGACUUUUUUGUGGCAGGUUGAGGGAAUCAUAUCUUCAGGGUUGCCUGGUUUUAAUACUGUAGGUCAAUACAAGUAAACAUGAUCAUCAAAGAUUCUGGACAUCUAUACGAGCGAUUUAUCUCACAACAAUGAAGGAUUCAACCGGCUCUCCAUAAACUGCAAUAAUCUGCCUCCAAUGCUGCUUGGUCACGUGAGAAAGUAAUAAACUUUCAGAAGAGCAAAUUGUUAGCCUGAAGCAGACGACGAUCAGUGAGCAAUAAAAUUAAUGAGUUUUACUCUUCAUGGUCAUCACUGUCAAAUGAUCCGUGAAUCUUCCACAUUACUUGGUGUAUAUUCAAAAAUCUAGCACAGGUACGUGACGCGUACUGAGGAGAAUGAAUAACAGCAAUCGAGAAAAUCUUCCAUGGCAAAUACGUCAGGUUCUGGUUCCUACUCUGGAUGCAAUGGUCAUGGUGAUCGGGUUGGUGGGCCACUUGCUGGUCAUCUACAUCUUGACCGGAUACAGGAAAAAGAACGGAUCCCUGUUAUUUCAAGGAACAGAUACAUUACUUUUGGCCUUGAGCGCCUCGGAUCUACUGCUCAUCCUCUGCCUGCCCUUCCACACCGCUGCUAUUGCAUUAGGCUACUGGCCCUUCAGCAGGCUCCUUUGCAAAACCAUCAGCUUCCUGGGCGUGGCAUGCAGCUCGGCGAGCGUACUGACCCUAGCCGCAUUAGCGGUAUCACGUUACCUCAUUGUGGUGCACUCCACCUGGUCAUUUCGUUUAAGAAUGGAACGCUGGAUGCGGUUUUCCGCCAUUUUAAUGUGGGUGCCGGCGAUCGCACUGGGUGCACCUCAGUUCGCUUUCCGCACUGUGAAAUCUACUCCAAUCCUCUGCUUCGCCUUUCUGUCGAACCUCAGCCAGGUGGUCUACAGCGCCAUAUUGUUCUUGGUCGGCUUUGCUCUGCCCUUGAUCAUCAUUGUCGUCAUGUACUGCAAACUUUACAGAUUCCUACGGAGGACGCGACUGCGAGGUGCAGCGCCACAGCUGGAACGCUACCAACGACAGGUCACCCAGACUUCGGCCCUGUUGGUGUUGGUUUUCACCCUUUGCUGGCUGCCAUCCUACAUCCUCAUGUUCCUGCUAGCUAGCGGUACACACAGCAAACAAGUGUACUUUGCCGUCAUCGCCCGCUUGCUGGCUAGCUCCUCGGUCAUAGCCAAUCCGGUGCUCUAUGCUUUCAUGUCCCACAAGUUUAGACAAAAAAUGUUAGCAUUAGGGCGAAUGCAAUGCAGACCUUGCACGUGUGUUUCAGGAAGAACCAUAGUGCAGCCAUUUAACCCAGUGGAGGAGGAAACCCCUUCCUAACCCUAACCCGCUAUAAAUCAACAAAGUCAAUAAUGGGACUAAUAACAGACUGAGAUAAGACACAAAGGACAAGGCAUAUCUUUCAACCACAUUGAUUUGUUCUGCCAUAAAUAAAACGUAAAUUACCUGGCAACAGACAUAGGAUAUGAAAUAAUCUGGGUUAAUUUAUCUGAGAGAUGAUUUAUCAUUCUUCAAUGAUAGGCAAUGUACUUUUCUUGACCGAAAAUGUCUUGAUAGAUGUUUAAAAUAUGUAUUAUUGCAGUAUACCUCAUACUUUUUUAUUUAGUGUUUCUACUAAUUAAUAUGCAACAAAUGAAAACUGCCUGUAACAAUGAUGAUUAUCUAUUGGAAGGCUAACAUUAAAACUGAAUUGGCCAUAUGAGGCUAAUCCAUUGGCAUUGUGAAUCUCAU
Misgurnus anguillicaudatus (oriental weatherfish) is the source of this 2682-nucleotide messenger RNA. Lineage: Eukaryota; Metazoa; Chordata; Actinopteri; Cypriniformes; Cobitidae. The record is from RefSeq and is a predicted model, not a curated record.